AUGGGUCUCUCCGUCCCACAAGCCAUGCUCAUCAUAGUCGUCAGUCGCAUUCUCAUUGCCGGUUUCUCGACGCUGAUAGCGUGGAUCGGACUAAAGUGGCAUAUUGGCUUCACGGUGCAGAACCGGUAUAGCUGGGGGAUGAGGGGCAGUUUUAUACCGCUUUUGCAGCGCAUCAUGUUGAAUUUUAUUUGGAAUGCGGUUCAGUUUCCAAUUGAACAGGAAUCAGGAAGUUUGAAAGGGGACGUUCAAGAUUUUUUUAACUUGGGAUCUUUGGUAACAGGUUGGAAUGGCGGUCGUCUCGUCGCCGUUUGUUUGACGGCAAUCUGGCCGUCGUAUGCACGCAUACCGAAUACAUUUAGUCCGAAUUUCCCGACUACGACCGAGCAAUUCGUUGGCUUUGUUGUUUUCUGGUUCCUUUCCACGCCGUUCCUAUGGCUUCGACCGGAAAAAUUCAAGAUCCCGUUCCUCGUCGUUUGCACAUGGUGCGGCGUCGGCAUGCUGGCAUGGAUGAUUUGGGCUCUAGCCACGGCAAAAGGCGUGGGCCCGUUGUGGAAUUCUGGUCAAAAUGUACCGGCAAACUCGGAAUGGAAUACCUCGUGGCUCAUCAUGGCGGGCAUCAAUCAGAGCAUCGGCGGUUUGGCGGCAGGAAUUACCAACGGAAGUGAUUUCUCGCGGUAUGCACGUAGAAGAAGGUCCUACCUUUGGGGUACUUUUGGCAGCUGCUUAGUCACUGGUGUGUUAGUCUCACUCAUUGGCCUCGUUACUGCAGCUGCAGCACAAAAGAUUUACGGCGAGGUAUAUUGGAACCCGCCGGAUUUACUCAUGCGCAUCAUGGACAAUGGAAAAGGGUCGUCGAGAUCCCGCGCAGGCGUCUUUUUCCUAUCUGCUGGCUUCGCUUUCACCGCCAUGUUUGAGAAUAUCUGCGGUAACACCGUUGCGGGCGGUAUCGAUCUUGCUGGUCUGUUUCCCCGAUACAUUAAUAUCCGGCGCGGCGCAAUCAUCACCUUUGUCGCUGCAUGGAUUGUUCAGCCUUGGCAACUGAUCAAUCGAGCAACCACUUUUAUCGCGGUCUUGUCGUCGUUUUCGGUUUUCCUGGCUCCGAUUAUAGGCAUCAUGGCUUGCGACUACUAUAUCCUGAGAAAGAGAAGGAUCCGCCUGACGCAUUUGUAUCGAACAGAAAUGUCCGAGUACUACUUCACCAAGGGAUUCAACUGGCGUGCCAUACCGGCGUGGUUGUGCGGAUGGGCUCCUACGAUUGGAGGGCUAGUCGUGACGGUGAGGGGAGAUGCGAGGCCACCACGGGCUUUGGUGGAACUUUACUACAUGGCCUUCUUAAUUGGUUUCUUCAUCAGCGGUGUUUUGUUCUAUCUGCUAAACAUCCUCUUCCCUGUUGCCGAUAUGGGCCAGAUGGAUCCCAUUGAUGUAUACGGUACCUUUACCUUGGCUGAAGCAAGAAGAGUUGGUGUCACACCACUCGAUGACAGCACAAUAGUUGGAGAAGCGCUCGCGAAAGGAUCGUCGGGUAACGAUUAUAACUUCAAGGGAAAGGACGUGGAAGUAGGUGUGACGAGUUGA
Bipolaris maydis ATCC 48331 is the source of this 1575-nucleotide messenger RNA. NCBI's taxonomy places the organism in Eukaryota, Fungi, Ascomycota, Dothideomycetes, Pleosporales, Pleosporaceae. The record is from RefSeq and is a predicted model, not a curated record.